Molecule: messenger RNA, 1064 nt
Organism: Labrus mixtus (cuckoo wrasse)
Lineage: Eukaryota; Metazoa; Chordata; Actinopteri; Labriformes; Labridae
Gene: taf10
Product: TAF10 RNA polymerase II, TATA box binding protein (TBP)-associated factor
Exons: 6
Coding region: 272-829 (185 amino acids)
Biological process (GO): transcription initiation at RNA polymerase II promoter
Cellular component (GO): SAGA complex; transcription factor TFIID complex; nucleus
Molecular function (GO): RNA polymerase II general transcription initiation factor activity; promoter-specific chromatin binding
Source: RefSeq, a predicted model, not a curated record
GAGCCUUGUAUACAGCCAGGGUCACAUGACGCGAUUAGCCCCGCAGCGGCGUGAGCUCAGCUUUCUCUAGCUUUUUUUCACAUGUUAGCCCGUUCAUGAUUGUACGAUUUAUUGUAUUCUGCGUUGUAAAAGUAGACGCACUUCAAAACACUGUAUUUUGUUGAAGAGUAAUAUUUAAGCUACAGCUUAAGACGUCGCGCUUUUAAGGUUGGUUAUACAUUCCUCUGUGCUCGCUAGCUAAGGUUAGCACGUUAGCUAACAUUUACUCAACAUGAAUAUUGAUAACGUUAAUCAGUGUGUGACAACCGGAGUAUCCUCUACCACAUCUGCGACUGCAAGUAAUUGUAUCGCAAAUGAUAAUACAACAACCAUCGUCAGUAGCAUCCCUUCGGUCACGAGCAAUGCACUUUCUUCAGCAGCGAUGGUGACACCAUCAUCUGACACAUCUGUCUCUAACGGCGUCUAUGUUCCUGGUGGUAUCACUAAUGGAGAUGUCAAGCCUGCUGUGACCACUCCCCUGGCAGAUUUCCUCAUGCAGCUGGAAGAGUAUACUCCCACAAUUCCUGAUGCAGUUACUGGGUACUACCUCAACCGGGCUGGCUUUGAGGCUUCUGAUCCAAGAAUAAUCCGUCUGAUCUCCCUUGCUUCCCAGAAGUUUAUCUCAGACAUAGCUAAUGAUGCACUGCAGUACUGUAAAAUGAAGGGCACUGCGUCAGGAAGCUCCAGGAGUAAGACAAAGGAUAAGAAGUACACUCUGACUAUGGAAGACCUGGCUCCUGCCCUCACAGAAUAUGGUGUCAACGUCAAGAAACCAUAUUACUUUACAUAGAACUGUAUUUCUUUCUUUUUCUUUCUUUUUGCUUUUGCUAGAAUUAUCAUACUGCUGACCUGCUAGUCUGUGGACACCUAUACUGCUUGAUUUUUUUAUCAUGAGGCUUUAGUACACGUUUGACAAAUCUUUGUAGUGAAUAGGCCAUUUGUUAUUUUUUGUGGUGUCAUCUUUGCAUUGUGUUAAAUUGUAAAGUUAAGUUUUAUUGUGAAAAUAAACCCUUACAAAAAACAAA